Zonotrichia leucophrys gambelii is the source of this 2894-nucleotide messenger RNA. It is a transcript of the gene FOXD1, whose product is annotated as forkhead box D1. Bases 21 to 1277 code for a protein of 418 amino acids. Gene Ontology annotation, biological process: regulation of transcription by RNA polymerase II; anatomical structure morphogenesis; cell differentiation. The record is from RefSeq and is a predicted model, not a curated record. Gene Ontology annotation, molecular function: DNA-binding transcription factor activity, RNA polymerase II-specific; RNA polymerase II cis-regulatory region sequence-specific DNA binding. Lineage: Eukaryota; Metazoa; Chordata; Aves; Passeriformes; Passerellidae. The transcript has a single exon.
CGCUGCCCCGCCGCCGCGCCAUGACCCUUAGCUCGGAGAUGUCCGAGGCGUCGACGCUGGCUGAGGAGACCGACAUCGAUGUGGUGGGCGAGGAAGACGACGAGGAGGACGACGAGGAGCCGCGGACCCGCCGCCGCCGCCGCUCCUACGCCGAGGAUGAGGAGGAGGACGAGGACGACGACGAGGAAGAGGACGAGGAGGAUGUGGGCGACCUCCACGCCGCCGCCCUGCUGCCGCGGUCGCCCGUGCGCGGCGGAGGCGUAGGUGGCGGCGGCGGGGCGGGCGGCGGGGACGCUGCCGGUGGCUCUCGGCCCCCCUCGCGGGGUGGCCCGCAGAAGGCGACUGCGGGCGGCGGCGGGGCGGGCGGCGGCGGCGGCGGGGCGGGCAGCGGCGGUGGCAAGAACAGCCUCGUGAAGCCGCCCUACUCCUACAUCGCUCUCAUCACCAUGGCCAUCCUGCAGAGCCCCAAGAAGAGGCUGACGCUGAGUGAGAUCUGCGAGUUCAUCAGCGGGCGCUUUCCCUACUACCGGGAGAAGUUCCCUGCGUGGCAGAACAGCAUCCGCCACAACCUCUCCCUCAAUGACUGCUUCGUCAAGAUCCCCCGGGAGCCCGGCAAUCCUGGCAAGGGCAACUACUGGACGCUUGACCCCGAAUCCGCCGACAUGUUCGACAACGGGAGCUUCCUGCGCCGCCGAAAGCGCUUCAAGCGGCAGCAGCUCCCGGCGCCCGAGCUUCUGCUGCGCGCCGUGGACCCCGCCGCCUUCCUCCCGCAGCCUCCGCCGCAGCCCCCGCAGCAGCCGCCCUGCGCCUACGGACCCUACGGCUGCGGCUACGGUCUCCAGCUCCAGCCUUACCACCCCCACUCCGCCCUCUUCGCCUUCCACCCCUCUCCGCCGCCCCGCCAGCCCCCUGCCGCCCCCGGCAGCGCCCCCGGUGCGGCGCUGCCCCCCGCCGCCGCCGCGCCGCCGGGCCCCUUGCUGCCGGCGGCGGAGCUGGCACGGACGCCCUUCGGCUACGCGCACCCGCUGGGCCCGGCGCUGGCGGCCUCGCUGCACUCCGCCAAGCCCGGCAGCGGCGCGGCGCUGGCCCGCUCGCCCUUCUCCAUCGAGAGCAUCAUCGGGGGAAGCCCCGGCCCCGGCGCGGGCAGCAGCUGCGGCUCGCAGUCGACCGCGUCGCCGGGGCUGGCCCGCUCGCUAGGGAGCGCCGGGAGCGGCCUGCCCCCCGCCGCCGCCCUGCCCGCCACCCCCGGCUUCGCGGCACGGAUCUCUAACUGUUAAGUGUUUGGGAGUCUUUCCGAAGGUAGGAUCUGGGGUAUCUCCUUUCUCCGCCGCUCGGACGCCCGGCGGACGCUGACCGCAGGGGCUGCCUGUCUUUGCGUGGGGAUAAUUGUGACGGGGCUCGGGGGCCGUCCGCCGCGAGCGACGGACCUCUCGCGACCUUCACUAGUGCAAAGCCAGGUGUAGAUCUAGAUACUGCGCGGGCAGGCGGUCGCUACAUCGGAAAGUUACUCGCUACUCCUUAAAAAGAAACAAACAUGGUGAUAAAUAAUGUCUCUAAACCGCUGAAGUUCAGAGAUUCUCAGGUCUAGGAGCUUGAAAACAGUAAUGUCCAGGAGGAAAAAAAGGCUUGAGGGAGGACAGCAGAGCAAUACUUUUUUUCAUUUAGUACACUUGUCUCAUGUACUUUUAUAAAAGAAAAGAUUAACGUGUUUACACAGAAGAAAGUCAAGAUUAUCAUUUCUUAUUUUAACCUGUGUUUUGUAUUAUAAUAGACUUACGGAGUUUUUUAUUUUGUACUUUAUGCGUAUUCUUUACAAGGAAUAUUGUUAAAAUUACAGCAAGUAUUAUUGUACCAUUUUAAUGUAAAAUUUUUACACAUUUUCAAAAAUAAAAUUUUUAAUUUAAAAAAAAAAAAAAAAGUCAAAACCAAACCCAAAGACCAAAGGAGCCCAGCCAAACAAUUGGCUUUGGAUCCUUCCCUCCUUAGCACUUCUCCUUUCUUUGGGACACUAAUAUUUUUUUCUUUGGGAUUAAUAGCACAAUAGUCAAGGAAUAUUCUAGCUUGAAAUUUAUUAUGUGCAGAUUUGACUGCAAAGAAGAAAAUAAAAAUACGAUCUUUGCAGGCAAUGCAUUGUUAACCCUAGCAGAUAAAGAAUGACAAUAAACCCAAAACAAACUAAACAAAAACAAAAAAACCCAAAACAAAGCAAAAAAAUCCACACAACACCAACAACCCCCCCCCCCCAAGAAAACAAAAAACACUCUACAAAAAGCAGCAGGAACGAAAGAGGGGAUAAAUAGAAAUAGGUCUCUCUGGAGGGAGUAAAGCCCAGUUCUGUAAGUCGCCAAUCAGGGGAUUGAUUAAAACGCCGGUUUAAAACUAUUUUUAUACUUUUGGGUGUGUUUUAAAUCACAACUGCAUCAUAGUUUGGUUUCCAAGAGGCCAAAGGAAAAUACUACUAAUAAAGGGCGUGCAUUGAACUUAAGAGAGAUUUGUUCUAGACACUUAUGUUUCUGUGAUGAUGAUAAUAGUGGCAUGUGUUUCUACUUUUCAAUACAUAAAAUAUAAAAUGCGCUUUGUAAUAUCCUCGUGUGAUGAGUUGAUUAAGUUUCUAAGCUGUCGAAAUAAGGAUGUACAAAACAAACCAUGAAAGCAGCUUUUCUGAUUCCAAACACUCGUUUUUAACAGCAUAAGGUCCAUAGAUAUAUAUUUUAUAGACUAAAAAAAAUUUAACCAAAAAAUCCGACCUCAAAUAUUCAGAGCUUUUAUAUGGAAAAGAGAAUCGCAUGUUUUAAGAGUAGGCGUGUGAAUGUUUGUUGUGGGCUAGGAAUACACGUUUUUCAAAACAGGGAGGCGCUUUUUAACUGCGACUGUAUUUAUAACUAUUUAGGAGA